AUGGCCUCGCUCGUCAGCGCGUACAAGCCCGUCGUCAUCUUCUUGCACGGCUCCGGCGACACGGGCCGCGGCGCGGAGCAGUGGGUGCGGUCGCUGGCGGCGGCGAAGGAGCUGGCCGAGUUCGAGUGGCACUUUCCGGACGCGGAGGUGAUCCCCUACACGCUCGCCGGCGGCGCGCCGACGAGCGUGUGGUACGACCGCGCCGGCGGCUUCGACCCGCACUUCCCGGAGCAGACGGCGUCCGUCGAGGCGUCGUGCCGCAAGGUGCUCGGCCUCGUCGAAUCCUUCGUCGCGCGCGGCGUGCCGCCGCACAAGAUCGCCGUCGGCGGCUUCAGCAUGGGCGGCAACAUGGCCUACCAGACGGCGGCGCGCUACCACCAGCGCGCGCCGCACGCGCCCCUCGGCGCGGUCUUCGGCCUCUCGUGCUACAUGGCCGACGAUUCGCCGGCCUACGGCAUCGCGCACCAGUCGGGCGCCGCGUGGCCCAAGACCUUCGUGCGCCACGGCUCCGCCGACGACUUCAUCCGGCCCGAGUGGGGGCGCCGCACCUUCGACCGGCUCAAGGCCGCGGGCGUCGACGCGAAUUUCGACCUCGUCGCCGGCGCGCGCCACGAGAUGGUCCCCCGCGAGAUCGGCGAGCUCCUCGACUUCCUCGGCGGGAACCUCGUCGACGGGGGCAACCUGCUCUAA
Messenger RNA from Aureococcus anophagefferens, 690 nucleotides. RefSeq lists its product as hypothetical. NCBI's taxonomy places the organism in Eukaryota, Pelagophyceae, Pelagomonadales, Pelagomonadaceae. Gene Ontology annotation, biological process: protein depalmitoylation. The record is from RefSeq and is a predicted model, not a curated record. Gene Ontology annotation, cellular component: cytoplasm. The transcript has a single exon. Gene Ontology annotation, molecular function: carboxylic ester hydrolase activity; palmitoyl-(protein) hydrolase activity. Bases 1 to 690 code for a protein of 229 amino acids.